Sesamum indicum (sesame) is the source of this 1111-nucleotide messenger RNA. Its product is annotated as proteasome subunit beta type-7-A. NCBI's taxonomy places the organism in Eukaryota, Viridiplantae, Streptophyta, Magnoliopsida, Lamiales, Pedaliaceae. The record is from RefSeq and is a predicted model, not a curated record. Gene Ontology annotation, cellular component: proteasome core complex; cytoplasm. Gene Ontology annotation, molecular function: threonine-type endopeptidase activity.
AAGCUCAGAAUACCUUAUAACAACAGUUGCACUCACUUUGCUCCGUAAAUUCUUGAUUAGGGCUCUGUAGUUCUCUAAAAAUCGAUUUAAUUUUUCGAAGAAUCCUUGCUGAAAAUGUCGACAGCAGCAGAAUCUGUGCCGCCAAAGGGUGGUUUCUCGUUCGAUCUCUGCAGGAGGAAUGAGAUGCUUGUGCAGAAGGGUUUGAAGCAACCCUCUUUUCUGAAAACCGGAACCACAAUAGUGGGAUUGAUUUUUCAGGAUGGUGUCAUUCUUGGAGCAGACACACGAGCCACUGAGGGUCCCAUUGUUGCUGAUAAGAACUGUGAGAAGAUUCAUUAUAUGGCUCCCAAUAUUUAUUGCUGUGGAGCUGGGACUGCUGCUGAUACAGAGGCUGUUACAGACAUGGUUAGCUCUCAGCUGAAGCUGCAUCGCUAUCAUACUGGUCGUGAAUCCAGAGUUGUGACAGCUCUCACACUUCUGAAGUCUCAUCUUUUCAGCUAUCAAGGCUAUGUAUCUGCUGCUUUGGUGCUUGGUGGAGUUGAUGUGACAGGCCCUCACUUGCACACUAUUUAUCCACAUGGUUCAACUGACACUCUACCAUUUGCUACCAUGGGUUCUGGCUCUCUUGCUGCAAUGGCUGUUUUUGAAUCGAAAUAUCGUGAAGGGCUGACUAGGGAUGAAGGAGUAAAAUUAGUGGCUGAAGCAAUAUGCUCCGGUAUAUUUAAUGAUCUAGGAAGUGGAAGCAACGUGGAUAUCUGUGUCAUAACAAAGGGGAAGAAAGAGUACUUGAGAAAUUACAUGUUGCCGAACCCUCGUACGUAUGUCAGUGAGAAGGGUUACUCAUUUGCCAAGAAGACUGAGGUGUUGCUCACGAAGAUCACACCAUUAAGAGAGCUGGUCGAAGUUGUUGAAGGCGGGGAUGCAAUGGAAGAAUGAUGUGCGUUGAUACGUUAACAUUUUGAUUUUCCUUCAUGCUAUGCAUCAGAUUUACGUUGAGCCUCACUGCACUUGUGCUUGGAGUUCUAUCUGGGUUGAAAUUUGUAUCCAUGUUGAAUCUUAUCAUAGAUUACAGCACUUUACAUGAAUCUCUUCUUCCGUUUUCUUUGCUUUA